AUGGAACGUCAGACACUGUUUGUGACGCCACAUGAAAAGAUACAUGUGACCGCCGCAGCGGUGUUUCCUGUGGAGCGAAGCAGCGGAGAGCCGGUGGCGCGGGACAUGCACCUUUCCCCCGGUGAGGAGCUGCGGAGCCUCCUUUACGCCGGCUGCUCCGACGGCACCUUGCAUGUCUACCGCUUUAUCACCUGCCUUGACCAGGAGGAGGUGCGAUACGACGUGAGAACAGCCCUUUUGCACAAAAAGUCCCUUUCAACACCCCACGGCAAGAAUGCCGUGGAAGACAAGGGAAACAAUCGCGUCUCCCACGGUAUCACGUUUCUUAGCGUAAAUAGCAGGCUCUCCGUGCCGCAGCUGCUGGUCCUGGCGGAUGGAUCUCUUGACGCCCUUCAUUGCGGGGGGCUGGACAGCACAGGGCUGUUUCGGCAGCUUCCUCUUCCUUCUGGAGCCGCAAGUGUGUGUUGCGUGGCCCGAGGUCAGGACCACGCACUGCAUCCUGCCCAGCGCCUCGCCCUGCUUAUCGGGAAGUGGAUCGCCCUCGUAGAGUACGGGGAUCGAAAGUCGUGGAUUUUUCAAAACGGAACGGAAGCACAAGGAGCAGCUGCCACGGAGCCUCUGCAUAUCCUGGCGCCGGAAGACACACAAACCAUGGCCUGGCAAUGCGACUUUAUCCUCACGGGCAGCUUGAAAGAGUACUGUGUGUUUGACGUGAAUACUCGGCACCUGCGGCAGCGAAUGGAAGUGGUGGAGAACGUCUCGCAGGGUCCUCUCUGCCGGUACGUGCAUGGGAUCGGAGACAGCUCCGCCGUCGUAAUUCGUAUCGGUGAUGGCCGACUUGCCUUGUUUGAUGCCGCGGCGGAGACGGACCUUGAAACGGCGACGCCGGUUCAGCUGUCAGAGGCCGUCGUCGAUGUGGCAUGGGUACCGCCCUUUUUUGUUGGCGUCAGGGCGGAUGGAGGGGUUUUGAUGCGGUCGUGGUUAGACGCCGAGGAGGAGUUUCCCCGCUUCACUGCUUCCGCCUCCGCCUCGUCGAUCUUAGGGUUUGACGGGGCCCCGCAGCAGUUCCACUCCACACCUCUGGGCAUCUACGGGGUUUGUGGCCGCAGCGUGCAGCUUCUGCUACUGGCACCGAGGAGGACUAUCGCGGCGCUCUACAUCAAUGCCGGCCUGUACGAGCGUGCUUUGCGCUACGUCGAUCACGUGCACAGUGAAGAGAAGGACAUCCACCUACGACGCGUCUAUAAGGUAUGUGCGCACCAUGCAUUGGUGGGGAAGCGGUACACCGAGGCAUUUCACUAUUUUGAAUUGGCGUCAACGCCCACACUGGAGUUGUUGGAACUGGUACCGGAGCUGAGACGCCCGCCGAGAGCUGCCGAUGCGUUAAACGCCAAGACCUCGCUGACGUGGGGUAGUGGUGAGGCCUACCAUGAGAUGUACGAACUGCUUUUGCGCCGUCGCUCAGUUGGGCUGGGCAGUCGCACGGAAGAGCAGCGUGCGGUCGAGUUUGCCAUUUUUCUACUUUAUGUGCUGGAAUGCGUGCCCUACACCGACGAUGAGUUGGCGGACAUGUUUCUUUUGUCCUCCACCCUAGACCCUGUAGAGUGUCUGCGCUACGUCUCUGAGGAUGGCGUGCGUCCCAAGCCGAUGAUUCUCCCUUUAGUACUCGCCUGUGACGGCAGGUUUUCGGAGGCGUUGCAGCGUUGUCAAGCGCUGCGUCUCGUACACGAGGCUGCCGUUGUGCUGCAAAUGAGCGGCGACGAGGCGCUGUACGUGCAGCACUUUCCCUGGAUGCUGAGUGCUGACAUCAGCUCUGCUCUGCUGGCGGUGCUGCGUCCGCAGCGGCGACCACCGUCGGCUGCAACGAUUCUUCCGAUGUUGCUUGGGUACGGCGGUUGCCCGCUGCACGACUAUUUGCACCUCCUUAUUUUUGUGGAGGGGAACACACAGAGGGAACUGCACACGCUCUACGCCACAAAUCUUAUUGAUAUCAUCCGCAGCCUGCAGUCGUUCGGUGUGGCGGGUUUGAAGGCGCCGGCCGUCAAGCUACGGGCAGGCGAGGAGUCUGGGGUUCGAGGGGCGGCACGUCGGGCGCUGCUGAAGUUCCUUCAACUCAGCCCUCACUACGAGGUGGAUGUGGUGCUUGCCAUGCUGCACGGUGCAGGCAUGGUCGAGGAAGAGGUACUGGCGAUGGAGCAGGCAGGCGAUCACAUUGGCGCGCUGACGAAGCUUGUGUACGAGCUAGCCGACGUCGCCGCCGCGGUGCGGUAUUGCGUGGAACAGCACUCCCGCGAGCUGCAACGUCUGAGUCGUGGCGCCUCACAAGGAGAAGUCAAGGACAGCGGGUGCAGUGACCCUGCGCUGCUACCCGCUCCUGCUGCGGAUUCACAGGAGACGUUUGUGGGAAGGGACGACUCCGUGUGGCUCGCAGGCAGCAGCAGCUACGCGGUGCAGGGAGGCCGCACCUUCAAUGAGCACUUCAACACUCUCUUGCACGUGCUUCUGGUUCCUCCAGCCGGUAAGGAGCGGAUGCUCUCGGAGGCGCUUUGGGUGCUCAAUGAGCACUCUCGCUGCAUCAAUCCACUGUCGGUUAUGACCUCACUACCGAGUGAGGUUUGCGUGGCGGAAAUAUCGUCCUAUCUUCUGCGGGCGUUUCAGACGCUCUGCAGCCAGGCUCAGCUGGCGGAGGUCAACGCCAACUCGGUGGCCUCCAUGCUCGCGGAUGCGCAGCGGCAACGUGCCCUGCUUGCCCAGCGGUGUGUUUACGUGGACGAGAAGCGGCCCUGUGCCGUCUGUGGCAAACCCCUCGGGGUGGGAGUGAUGGCGGUCUUUCCGAACUUGAAGGCGACACACUUCCGCUGCUUCCACGCCCAAGAGCUGGAUCCGGAGCGGGGCGUGCCCUUUCGACCGGGCCUGUGA
Molecule: messenger RNA, 2919 nt
Organism: Trypanosoma conorhini
Lineage: Eukaryota; Euglenozoa; Kinetoplastea; Trypanosomatida; Trypanosomatidae
Exons: 1
Coding region: 1-2919 (972 amino acids)
Biological process (GO): endosomal vesicle fusion; autophagy; vesicle-mediated transport
Cellular component (GO): cytoplasm; membrane
Source: RefSeq, a predicted model, not a curated record